AGACGACAGAGGAACCCGCUGAUGCAGCGAGAGGCAAACAACAAGAGUGACACGCAGCAAUCUGGGCCUCUAACCUUGAACCAGUAGAGCACUAACAUGCCUGAGAGGGAUACCUGGCCAGGUGGCGUUGGAUUGGAGACGAUGAGCGCCAUGGACUCUGCCGGCAGCUGUGACAGCGUCGUCAGUGCCAAUUCUGGCUUUAGCGAGGACAGUCUGGAGCACUUGUCUGCUGAGGAGAAGGCCUGCCUCAUGUUUUUGGAGGAGACGAUUGAGUCUCUGGACACCGAGGAGGAUAGUGGACUGUCCAAUGACGAGCCCGACCAGAUGCCCAAUCCUGGUAAUCUCGCCAUCAAACUGGCUGACCUGUCGGCCUCCUUGAGCAAGAGCAAGCUGAACGAUUUACAGAAACAUCCCUCCAGAGAAAACAUCAAGGAGAACACUGACACUAAACCCCUGCAGAGCUACCUGGUUCCUACACCUCUUGUUAUGGCAGGCGGCGCCCUCUCUUCUCUAUCCAGCACCAAAUCAGGCUGUCCUCCAGAUUCAAACCUCUCCAAGCCUCAGAUCGCACCUUCAAUCAACAAAUCUAAUCAAAAACCCCAAAAGAAACCGGUCGUUCACUUUGAGGUGAAUGUUGAGAUACCUCCUCCCACAAAACCCAAGGACAGCUCAGUCAGGACAGUGGAGGGUCCUUUACCUCGAGGACCUCUGUCGUACGAUGCUCUUGUUUAUCUGCAAAGGAGUGCGUCCACGAAGAAGACCCCUCUGUGCCCAACAGUUGAUCACACUAUAGAAUCAGACAAACGUCCUCCUGCCUUGAUGGAAGGACCGGACUUCGGAAACAUACAGAGAUCUGACAAGUCCAACCCAGAGUCUUCCAGGCUGAACACAAGUCCUCCGGUUGUGCUCCCUAAACCCAAAACGAUUCCUGCCAGCAUUGCUGCAAAAACCCAGAACGGAGCUUCGUCAAUCACAAACACUUUGUACAGUAUCAAGCAUGCGAAAGACCCUGAGGUGGUGAGACAGAAGGCUUUGCUGAAGCUUGGCCUCCUGAAAGAUCAAGAAAAUGAGACAUUUGCUCCACUACCUCCCCCUAAACCUCACUCCACUUUGGACCCGACACCUAGAAGAUUCACAAGAGGUUCAUCGACAGGUAAUCCACCGAGAAGCCCAUCGUUUUCUUAUUCUCAAGUGCCCAAGAACAAGCCUCUGCAGAGCAGCGCCAGCUUCCAUCACUGCUCGAGAUCUGACCAUCAGUCUGCAUCGGUACCACAUCCUGUUCAGCCCAAAGGAUUAAAGACAGAUGCUCUGGGGGACCCAAGGAAAGGUGGGAACUGUCCUGAACGGGGACACCUCACAGGAGGGCCAAUGAAGACCACCUCUGCAGCUCAGCCUCAGAAACCCUCAAACUCUGUAGGAUAUUCUGUCAUGGUGGUGCCGGGGAUGGGAGCUGAUCGGAGGGAAGCGCUCAGAAAACUUGGACUUCUUAAACACUGAGAACAGGUGAACGGCAGGAGUGUGACUGCGUGGCUGCAGUGCUCAGAGAGUUCAGAGAACCAUCAGCUUACAGAGAGUUAGAGCAUUAAGAGGGAACUUGGCACUCAACACUUUUGGCAAAGUAACCCAGGAGGAUGAAGAAGAAGAAUUUAAAAGGGAAAACCAGGUCUUUCAUUCUAGGUUAAGUUUACAUACCUGAGGGCAGUUUCUUUCCCCAGCUAUUUUUAUUUGGUCUCAGGAGUUUUGGGAAAUGUACGUGAACAUUUCAAAACCCCUUCUGAUUAAAUGUCUCAUUGUGUUUGCUUUAACAAAUUGCAGUUAGUCACAACAAGAUCUUAAACCAGCAUAAGACUAGUGUGAAACUAGAAGACCAUCCGUACACUAAGGCUAACACCUUCUCUCUCCAUGUUAAAGAAAGUGAAAUAAUAAAUCAUGGACCUCCUCAUACAAUCCAAAUGUAAUUUUUGGGGUUAUAACAUGCCCCUCAAGAAAGUUUCUUGGAAAUUGGAUCUGUGGUUUUGUAUUUCCUGCUAUCAGACAGACAAACAAAUUAGAAGUAGAUACCUCUGCAACAGUCCCCUUACAUCAAAUCAGGCUGCACCAAAGUACAGAAAUGUAUAGAGAUCAGUUCCCUUAAUGAUUGCUUUAGUUUUUCUAAAUCAAAAUCAUAGAAUCAUUCCCUGGGAAAACCGAGAAAAUCUAAAACUGUUAAUAAAGUGAUGAAAAUAUUAGUUGAUCUGCCGCCUUUGUCGAGAUCCAGCCCGGAUCACAGAUGUGCCUUUAAGUGGAUCUUUGAUAACUUGUCUUGGAGCAGUUUAAUAAUAACGUAAAGCAAAACUCUGAAAAUGUUGUUGGUUGAUUUUUUCAUUGUUUUUUUAAACUACAGUAGCUAUAAGCAUUAUAUGAAUAUUUAAAUCUGAUGUAGCAGUAGUUGAAAGAUUUGUUUCUACUAUAAGUUUCAAAGUGUAUCAGUGUAUUUAGAGAUAGUCACACAAGGUUUGACAAACUGUUCACGUGACCCCCUUGAGAUGGAAAUUACCAUGAGGUUAAUUCUGAUAAAUGGUUCAUUUGUAACAACUCGCACACGUCACUGAAAUGAAACGGUUCUAUGGACAUCACUGUGUUACGUUACCAACACAAUCAUCUAAUUUGUUUUUAUUCUGCCCCAACUGCUACAAUAAAUUAUCAUCAGAGAAAAAUCUAAAGAUAAAUAGACCUUGCUUUCAAAAUGUGCUUUAUAUUUUCCAUAAUUCAUUUUAGCCACUGUUUCCCAUUUGUUCUUUUCUUAUUAAUAGGUUUGUUGUGUUUUAGUGUGUGUGUGUUCACAUAUAACUCAUGUCGUGGGGACCUACAAUCUGUCACCACAGUCACAUAUGGGGACUUGUCCUCCUCACGGGGCUUCAACUCUUCCUCCCUGUCAACCUGCAGAGUGACUCUACCUCUGGACUCCAUCCAGCUCUCCACUUACAGAAUGAUUACCAGUCAUACCACACUGCUCCUCUUACACAGCACUCGGGCUACGGGAAAUGCCAGCUCAGCUGUUCUUACAUUAUCCAAUUAUCUGCAGCCCUGCCUCCUUGUGAACGGUCCUGUCUUUGUUUACUUGAUGUCCGUCGCAUGUUAGUUUGCUAAUUCCUGCUAAAGAUUUAUUUGAAUGACCGGGGGAUUCGUUACGCAGCAGCUUCCGGAGCCUGAGCUUAAUUACGGUGCGGUAGAUAAUCGUGAGAGACAAUUACAGUAGCCCUCUGUUGUUUUAUCUUCUCGAUGAGGCAAGCACGUUGCAUGAUGGGCCUUUAUCUGUGUCUAGUGUGUCUGCACAGACAAAUAAAGAUUGUUGAGUUGUGUAA
Molecule: messenger RNA, 3344 nt
Organism: Platichthys flesus (European flounder)
Lineage: Eukaryota; Metazoa; Chordata; Actinopteri; Pleuronectiformes; Pleuronectidae
Exons: 4
Coding region: 97-1497 (466 amino acids)
Source: RefSeq, a predicted model, not a curated record